CGCGAGAAAAUGCGAGUCAUAGUUAUCAGUCUUAAUUUUAUCUUGGUCAAGCGAAUAUUCGCUGUUUUCCCACGUGCUUUUGUUUGACCCCUAUAUAUCUAUUGUAUUACUCAGUCUAUUGAUAAACAACUAGUACUAGAAAUAGGUAGAUUCUUCAUACUCACAUGAUUUUGGCAGAGACAGUUUGCUAAUACUUCUGAAAAGAUAUAUAAGGAAAGUGGUGCUCAUUCAAAUCUUUUUUCAGUUCGAUAUUUUAUUACAUUCGGCAAUAAAGCAGGAUUCACAUUUAAAAAAUGAUUCGCUCUAUUCUUCUGCUGAUAUUAUUUACUUGUGUAAUUGCCGCUCCAUUUCAACAAGACUUUGAUCAUCUAUGGAAUGCUUACAAGAAAUUAUUUAAUAAAACCUAUAACAGCUUGGAGGAAGGCACUAGGCGUUACAUUUGGGAAGUAAAUGUUGCAAAUAUUCAAAAACAUAACUUAGAAGCUGAUUUGAACUUACAUUCAUUCAGACUUGGAGUCAACCAUCUCACAGACAAGUUUCCUCAUGAGUACAGCAGUUUAAACGGAUUGAAAAUAAAUAAUAUGACAAAAUCAUACUCAACCUUCCUUGCUCCCGAAAAUGUUGUCUAUCCAAAAUCUAUUGACUGGAGAGAAAAAGGAUUUGUAACUGAAGUGAAAGAUCAGGGACAAUGUGGAUCUUGUUGGGCAUUUACUGCAGUUGGAUCCUUAGAAGGCCAACACAAAAGGGCAACUGGAAAAUUACUUUCUUUAAGCGAACAAAAUCUCGUGGAUUGUGCAGGAGAGGAAGGAAACCAUGGUUGUAAUGGAGGUAUGAUUGACUCAGCCUUUGCCUACAUCAAAAUCAAUCAUGGAAUAGAUACUGAAGAGUCAUAUCCUUAUACAGGAAAAUUAGGUAAAUGUCAUUUUAUGAAGAAAAAUGUUGGUGCAACUUUAUCUGGUUGGGUAGAUAUUAAAAGUUUAGAUGAAGAUGCUCUAAUGAAAGCUGUUUCAACUGUUGGUCCAGUAUCAGUAGCAAUAAAUUCUGAAGGCUAUGGAUUUAUUUACUACAAAGGUGGAGUUUAUGACGUCAAGAAUUGCGAUCCUUAUCAAUUAACUCAUGGAGUACUGAUAGUUGGUUUUGGAACUGAAAAUGGAUUAGAUUACUGGCUGGUUAAAAACAGUUGGGGUCCUUUUUGGGGUGAAAAAGGUUACAUCAAGAUGAGAAGAAACAAGAAUCUGUGCGGUAUCUCGAUGAUGGCUAGUUAUCCUUUAGUUUGAAGGAAGUUCAGAUUACAUCAAGAGUGUCACAUAACUAAUUUAUUCAUAUACAUAACUCAUUCAUGAUUUUUUUGAUAAAAGCUCAUUUAGCUCAUUAUCAUUAAGUUUAUCAAUUUAUCUGACUGUUUAACGCAAUGUUGAUAAGCCAAAACUGCAUUUUAAUAUUUCAGAUGAAGAAAAGGAAUUCAAGUAGAAUAAAUAUAAGGAACUGAUAAUGAGUUUAUUUCGCCUUCAGUAGAAUAUGUUUUAUUUAUUUAUCAAGUAUAAAAUUGCUCAUAAAUAAAAUUCAUUUUAAUUAAUACUUUUGUUGCCCAAAAUGAGUUAGAGAUUUGGAGUUUUGGGAAUAGUAGUGUAAUAUAUGUAUAGUAUUAAAUGUAUAAUUGAAUAAAGAAAACAUUGAUUGUGUCA
Parasteatoda tepidariorum (common house spider) is the source of this 1685-nucleotide messenger RNA. Its product is annotated as cathepsin L-like peptidase. Gene Ontology annotation, molecular function: cysteine-type peptidase activity. Gene Ontology annotation, biological process: proteolysis. The record is from RefSeq and is a predicted model, not a curated record. NCBI's taxonomy places the organism in Eukaryota, Metazoa, Arthropoda, Arachnida, Araneae, Theridiidae.